This is a messenger RNA of Osmia bicornis bicornis, 1554 nucleotides long. Its product is annotated as tigger transposable element-derived protein 2-like. NCBI's taxonomy places the organism in Eukaryota, Metazoa, Arthropoda, Insecta, Hymenoptera, Megachilidae. Gene Ontology annotation, cellular component: nucleus. Bases 1 to 1554 code for a protein of 517 amino acids. Gene Ontology annotation, molecular function: DNA binding. The transcript has a single exon. The record is from RefSeq and is a predicted model, not a curated record.
AUGGCGGAAAUUCAAAAAAAGAAGAGAGUGUUUCUAUCAGUGGAGCAGAAGAUGCAAAUUGCCGAACAAUUACAGAAGGGAAUGACGGUGAAGGCACUUUCUCGAGAAUAUGGAGUAUCGCCGGAUGUGAUUCAUCGGAUUCGACGAGAGUGUACACUCCUAUCCGCUUUUGGGACCCGCUGGAGCCAUGUAUUACAGCAUAAAAAUCGAAGAAGAUCUUCGGUCGAAGAUUUAGAAGAACGAUUGUAUACAUGGUUCGUUCAACAACGAGUGAUGGGAAACCCCAUAACAGAUUUGCUGUUGCUGGAAAAGGCCCGCGAAAUGUUGGCUGCGCACAGAGUAACCUCAUAUGUCGGAAGCAAGGGCUGGUUGUGGAGAUUCAAACAACGCUAUCCGAUCCACUUAGCCCAUGCUCAUGGUGAAAAAGCAAGUGCUGACAAAGAUGGUGCGCAAAAUUUCAUAAAAACAUUCAAUGACAAAAUCGCGGAAGAGGAUAUAAAUUUAAAUUUAGUCUUUAAUAUGGACGAAGCAGGCCUUUUAUGGAGAACUAUUCCUUCGAAAAGCCUUAUAACAGAUACUGAAAGUAAAUUGGAAGGGAGAAAAUUAAAAAAGGAUAGGGUGUCCAUUGGUUUGUGUAGUAAUGCAACUGGCACCCAUAAAUUGGCCCCGAUUUUUAUUCACAAAUUUCAAAAUCCACGAGCUUUGAAAAACUGCAGAAAUUUGCCAGUGGUUUACAAAUCACAGCGUCAAGCGUGGAUGACGCAAGAAAUUUUUAAUUCCUGGUACGAGGAGCAUUUUAAACCUAGCGUUGAAAUGUACAAAACAGAAAGUGGUAUGUUAGGUAAAGUCGUUCUGUUGGUGGACAACUGCUCCAGCCAUAAAACUAUUACACCCCAAGUACAUGAAAAUUUUGAAAUUAUUUAUCUACCCCCCAAUACGACAUCCCUGAUACAACCCGUGGACCCAGGCGUUAUUGCCAAAUUUAAAACAACCUACAGACAUAAGAUGUUACGCCGAGUUUUGCAAUAUGAGCAAGGAAUACAGGAGUUUUAUUGUAAAUUUAAUAUUAAAGACUGCACAAAUUUAGUGGCGGAAUCAUGGACAGAUAUUACAUCUGCCAAUCUGCAAGCCAGUUGGAGCAAAAUUUUCUGCAGGGAAUCCGAACAAAUUGAUAUAUGCAAUACUUCCAUAAACUCCGAAAUGACGGACAUUAUUAAUGCUCUCACGGGCGAAAAUAAUGACAGCGAAGAAUUGAACACCGUACUUACACAUUUGGAGGAACAGGAGGCAAUGAAUUAUGAAGAUGACAGUACGGCGAUGGAAAUAGAAAGAAGUGGAAAUGAAGAAGAAGAAAAAGAGGAAGAACAUGAUGAUACACAACAAAUCCAACCAACUGAAACAGAGAGAAUUGAAAAAAAGAAGAGGGACUUAAUCAUAUUUGAAAAUAUUAUUAAGGAGUAUGGUAAUGAUAACGAAGCAACCUUAAUCAUUGGGGAGGCACUUAAAACAAUUUUAGAAAAAGAACCGCUACGGAGAAAAGAAAGCCAACCGUGA